Messenger RNA from Andrographis paniculata, 1590 nucleotides. Its product is annotated as GABA transporter 1-like. The transcript is spliced from 7 exons. Lineage: Eukaryota; Viridiplantae; Streptophyta; Magnoliopsida; Lamiales; Acanthaceae. The record is from RefSeq and is a predicted model, not a curated record. The coding region runs from base 98 to 1456 and encodes 452 amino acids. Gene Ontology annotation, cellular component: plasma membrane.
UAGUCAGAAUCGCCGGCGCGGCUCCUCUUCAAUUUCACGCCAAGCCGGUGCUCUCAUCAAUUCAUUAAUAAAAUAUCUCCCACCGGCGCCGCCGACGAUGGCAUCCAACGGAGAGGAAAAGCACGGCGGAGCUCCGGCCGCCGCCGCCGGCGAGCAGAAGGAGCUGGACGCCGGUGCACAGUUUGUCCUUAAAUCCAGAGGUUCAUGGGUGCACUGCGGGUACCACUUGACGACGUCGAUCGUGGCGCCGUCGCUUCUGAGCCUUCCGUUCGCGGUGGCGUCGCUGGGUUGGACGGUCGGGAUUUGCAGCCUCCUGAUCGGCGCGGCGGUGACGUUCUACGGGUACAAUCUGCUGUCUCUGGUGUUGGAACACCACGCCCAAUUGGGGAAUCGCCACCUCAGAUUCCGGGACAUGGCCACCACCAUCUUAGGACCAAAGUGGGGGAGAUAUUACGUGGGGGCAAUACAGUUCUUGGUAUGCUAUGGGACAGUUGUCGGAUUCAUUUUACUGGGAGGCCAGUGCAUGAAGGCAAUAUACACACUGUCCAAACCAGAUGUUGAAAUGAAGCUGUACGAUUUUGUAAUCAUAUUUGGUGGGCUAAUGUUAGUAUUGGCUCAAAUCCCAUCUUUCCACUCCCUAAGGCACAUCAAUAUGGUCUCCCUGCUCCUGUGCCUUUCCUACAGUGCUUGCGCCACAGCUGCCUCCAUUUAUAUAGGAAUAUCAUCAAAGGGUCCAAAGAAAGACUAUUCAUUGGACAGCAACACAGAGAAGAGAGUGUUUGGGAUCUUCAAUGCACUUGCCAUUAUUGGCACAACUUUUGGCAAUGGAAUAAUACCUGAAAUACAGGCGACGUUGGCGCCGCCGGUUAAGGGCAAGAUGUUCAAAGGGCUUUGUGUGUGCUAUGCGGUGCUAAUGGCUACAUUCUUUAGCGUGUCGAUUUCUGGGUAUUGGGCAUUUGGCAACCGAGCCGAAGGUCUAAUUCUUACAAACUUCUUGAAUGGCGACGACCCUUUGGUGCCCAAAUGGUUCAUCUUGAUGACCAACGUGCUCACCAUUCUUCAGCUCUCGGCUGUUGCAGUGGUUUACUUACAGCCGACGAACGAAGUCUUGGAGCGAACAUUUGCUGAUCCAAAGAGCAGGGAGUUCUCCUCGCGCAAUGUUGUCCCGAGAGUUAUAUCGCGGUCCAUAUCAGUUGUAGUCGCAACUACAUUAGCUGCAAUGCUUCCAUUCUUCGGGGACAUCAAUGCGCUUAUAGGAGCGUUUGGGUUCAUACCUCUCGACUUUGUGCUUCCCUUUGUUUUUUUUGUCUUAACAUUUGAACAAAAUGGCAUCAAAAGAUAUGUACAUAUCUCUCUAGCAGUGAUAUUCUCAGCCCUUGGGAUCAUAGCAGCAGUUGCAGCUGUGAGACAGAUCAUUAUCGAUGCAAAAACUUACCAGUUAUUUGCUAAUAUAUGAUCCCAGAAAGAUGUAAUACAAACAAAUGCUAUACAAAAAUGUUCAGAUUAGAUCAUCAAAAUCUUGGAACAUUCGUAUACUUUAAAUACAUCUCUUUAUGUAACAUCUUUAAACUUGGAAAUGACUAUAUGAAU